Messenger RNA from Coregonus sp. 'balchen', 2861 nucleotides. Lineage: Eukaryota; Metazoa; Chordata; Actinopteri; Salmoniformes; Salmonidae. The record is from the annotation of a GenBank genome assembly.
AUGCAGAGCCGGAUGUCUUUGCGGCCUUGCGAGUUCUGGUCCGUCGGUAAUUAUCUUUCGGACAACAAGAGGCUUCAACAUGGCUGUCCCAACGGGGAAAUCUGUGGUCUUCGUGACUGGAAACGCAAAUAAACUAGAAGAGGUGGCAGAAUGGUUCACAUUAAUCGAUAUUCUAUGUAGAAAAGGCGUACUAUGAACAUUAAACGUUGCAACGUGUACUGUUUAUUAGAGGCUUUACUUAGGCUCAAGCCAUGGCAGCCAACCCCUGUGAAGGCAUGGAAAUGAAUGACGGGGAAUGUGGUGGUGGUGGUGGUUUUAGAUUACACCUGCACAGAUCAAAUGUUUUGAUAGCUGUUAUUAGCCGCUAAAAUGAGAUGGAGACAUAUGUGUUGUACAGAGAUAGCGUUAACUGAGUUACAGAAGUUCUGCAGUCCGACUAAAAGUCCAUGCUAUUAUAAAAUACUGCUCCUCUGUUCUCUGACCAACAGGUGAUCAGAUCCUGGGGGACAAGUUUCCCUACAAACUAGUGUCCAAGAAGAUUGACUGUGAGUACACCUUAUCAAUGGAAUUACGAAGUAAACUGUUACUGAAUUACAACAUCUAUUCUUAUGUUUUCAUCUGGGACUAAAUUACUGUUUUCCUCAGUGCCUAAAUACCAAGGUGAACCAGAUGAGAUCUCCAUACAGAAGUGUAAGGAGGCAGCAAAACAGCUGUGACAGUUUGGACUAUUAUUUUUAUGCUGAUAUUGGGUUAUUCUUACCUGUUCUUUAUCAUGUGUUUUCAUGGCCAGCAAAAACUCCCAUCCCUUUUAUUAAUGGUCUGGAUUCUGAUCAAUUAAUAGUGUUGUUCAUGUACCCCCUGGUCGGUCUGUGACUCUUUUCUCAGGUGGAUGGGCCAGUCAUAGUGGAGGACACCUGUCUGUGUUUCAGAGCACUGUGAGGCCUACCAGGACCCUACAUGUGAGUUCGCCUCUAUAACCUCUCUGUAGAGCCUGUGGGAUCCUCUAAUAUGACUCACUAGUAGUAUUUUCCAUUAAUUAACUUAUUGAAAAUGAAUCUAUUGUUUGUUUCAUGUAGAAAAUGGUUCCUGGAUAAACUGAAGCCAGAAGGUAAGCGAUGACUCAUAAACUACAUAGCCUUUCUUUACCAUUCGGCCAUCAGAUUUGCCACCAAUGCGCCUUAUAGGACACGUCACUGCACUCUAUACUCCUCUGUAAACUGGUAAUCUCUGUAUACCCGUCGCCCAUCUUAAUCUUUUAUUUUUAUUGGCCAGUCUGAGAUAUGGCUUUUUCUUUGCAACUCUGCCUAGAAGGUCAGCAGGGUCAAGCGGGCAGGUUGUUGGGCGGCCGGCCGUCACAAGUCGCAAGAUUUCAUCUGGAGAGAGAGGGGAGAAAGAAGUCAAAGCAUAGGGUAGGGCAGUGUGAGCAGGACCAGCGGUGUCAUUUGACUUAAUAAAUGAGGAUCGGAUGUCGUCAACCUUUUUUUCAAAAUGGUUGACGAAGUCAUCCACAGAGAGGGAGGGGGGGGGGGAGGAGGAGGAUUCAGCAGGGAGGAGAAGGUGGCAAAGAGCUUCCUAGGGUUAGAGGCAGAGGCUUGAAAUUUAGAGUGGUAGAAAGAGGCUUUAGCAGCGGAAACAGAGGAAGAGAAUGUAGGGAGGAGGGAGUGAAAAGAUGACAGGUCCGCAGGGAGUCUAGUUUUCCUCAAUUUCCUCCCGGCUGCCCGGAGCCCUCUUCUGUGAGCUCGCAAUGAGUCGUCAAGCCACGGAGCAGGAGUGGAGGACCGAGCCGGCCGGGAGGAUAGGGGACAUAGAGAGUCAAAAGAUGCAGAAAGGGAGGAGAGGAGGGUUGAGGAGGCAGAAUCAGGAGAUCGGAGGGAGAAGGAUUUAGCAGAGGGAAGGGAUGAUAGGAUGGAAGAGGAGAGAGUAGCGGGAGAGAGAGAGCGACGGUUGCGACGGCACAUUACAUUUACAUUUACAUUUACGUCAUUUAGCAGACGCUCUUAUCCAGAGCGACUUACAAAUUGGACCAUCUGAGUAGGGGCAGAGUGAGUAGUGUUGGAGGAGAUCAGCACAACAGUUUUCAGCUGUGCUAACAUAAUUGCAAAAGGGUUUUCUAAUGAUCAAUUAGCCUUUUAAAAUUAUAAACUUGGAUUAGCAAACACAACGUGCCAUUGGAACACCGGACUGAUGGUUGCUGAUAAUGGGCCUCUGUACGCCUAUGUAGAUAUUCCACAAAAAAAAUCAGCCGUUUCCAGCUACAAUAGCCACUUACAACAUUAUCAAUGUCUACACUGUAUUUCUGAUCAAAUUGAUGUUAUUUUAAUGGACAAAAAAAUGCUUUUCUUUUGAAAACAAUGACAUUUCUAAGUGACCCCAAACUUUUGAACGUUAGUGUACAUGCUUUUUAUCUGAACUGUUUUGGGUCACACUGUAGAGCCUAGAGGCCCCAGAGACUUUGGAUGGGACCCCUGUUUCCAGCCAGACUGAUAGGACAAAACAUAAGGAGGACUUAAUGCAGGACAUUUAUUUUACUAGCAAGAGUCUGGGUUUAUGCAUCACACUUUACCUGUCUUUAUUGGACCACUAGGGGGCAGCAAAAGUCUAUUUGUAUGUUAUGUCCAUCUGCUUGACGGAAACUAAUGAUAGUGAUUAUUCCCAGUUUCACUGAUAAUUGUAAAUGAUCUCUCUCUCUUCUCUGCUCUCUCUCUCUCUCUCUCUCUCAUCCCUGUAGUUGUGCUGAGCUACCCAAGGAGGUGAAGAACACCAUUUCCCAUCGGUAUCGCGCUCUGGCAGCCAUGUCUUAACAAUUCUCCUCUCAGGACAACGGCACACCAGACAGCAAGAAGAAGAAACACAGCGAUUAA